GCUAUACAAGGCAGAUAAAAGGUUUGCGACAACCAAUCACAGCGCCUUAAAAAUAUUUAGUCUCUAAAACCCGCCAGGUACUGUACUUUAUCCUUGUAAAGGUAAAAAUACACUUCUGUAUCCACAGAUCAUGGAUGUCACGACGGAUGGAUUAGAUAAUAGAAUUUUGGGCUAUUGCCUUCGUUUAAGCGGCUAGACUCUGCGAUCGGGGAUAGUCUUUGAGUCAUACCUUCUCAAGAGAAUAUUUUCUAUUUCAGUGCGUGUCACUGGAAAAAAAGAACAAGAAUGCAACUUAUCUUGAUGACGAGUGGAGAAGUGAGAAAGAUGAAGUCUAUACCUCUACUCAGCCGAUAGAAGUUGGCAACUCUCCGCGACAACCUUCAACUCUAUUUGACUUCGAGUAUAAAUCAUCUAGUUGUUUCCUAUUCAUCUAGUGUUACGCACAUUAUGCCUUCUCAUUUUCAUGUCUUCAGAUGAAGUUAUCAUGCUCCAUGUUGACUAAUACACCAGCCCAUUCUCUCCCAGGUACCUUCAGUCUUGUCUAGUAAGUACCUGUGCCCUAAAGCAAACUCUACCCAUAGUGUGUUACGCCGCUAGCAGCACUAGAUUUGGUUGAGUCGGUGGCCACUGCAUUGAGAAAGACGGAAAGAGACGGCACAGCUUCGGAUCAAAGAGGCUAAGAGAAAUCUUGGAAAGUAUGGCUGGAUUAAUUGGAAGCUUUCAUCCUCCUGCAACUCCAAAAGCAGCGUUGCGAGGAAGGAGGAAGCUCGUGUUUCCACAGCUUCGGCCAGUCACAGGUAUAACUCGGCCGAUGAAAACUCCGCUUUGCGGAUCCCGAAAAAGCUGCGAAUUGUUUAAUGUUAGCUGCGAUCUUCCAAUCUCAAUUCCGUUAUCUUUCACCGCCCGGCUUCCAGCUUACUCACGACAACUUAGACAACCUAGACAAUCCGCUCUCUCUCUAGGUUGUACAGGCUUAUUCAGUCGUGUCUCACCAGGAAUCGUGCAACAGCAUUGGUCAUUUACCUCACUGUCGCGUGCCUCUUGCAGACCUUUUUCUAGUUUAACUAGUUACCCCACCAUGACCGCUACCAGGUUGGACGGUACAGCCAUCGCGAAGAAGAUCCGUGAGAGGCUCGCCGCCGAGGUAGUUGAGAGGCAGAAGUCCAAUCCGAAGUACCAGCCAUGCCUUAAGAUCAUCCAAGUUGGUGACCGAUCUGAUUCAUCGACCUAUGUCCGAAUGAAGCUCAAGGCCGCUCAGGAGGCCAAUAUUACAUGUGAACUUCUUCAUUUUCCUGAGGAUAUCACCGAAUCAGAGCUCUUGGCGCAGUUGCACGUCCUGAACAAUGACGCUGUGGUACACGGCAUUCUGGUCCAAUUGCCGCUUCCCAAACAGAUCGACGAGUAUAUCAUCACUUCUGCCGUUGCGGAUGAGAAGGAUGUCGAUGGUUUCGGUACUACCAAUAUAGGCGAGCUUGCCAAGAAGGGUGGUCAUCCAUUCUUCGUCCCCUGUACUCCCAAGGGAGUCAUGGUCCUCUUGGAGGAGGCGGGUGUCGAUCUUAAAGGCAAGGAUGCUGUAGUGCUAGGCCGAAGCGACAUCGUUGGAAGUCCGGUGAGCUACCUUCUGAAAAACGCCGACGCAACUGUCACUGUCUGCCAUUCAAAGACCCAAGGCGUCGAGGAGAAACUGAAGAAGGCAGAUAUUAUUGUUGCUGCCAUUGGCCAGCCUGCCUUCGUAAAAGGAGAAUGGCUCAAACCGGGUGCCGUCGUUAUCGACGUCGGUACAAACUACAUCCCUGAUGCAUCUAAGAAGUCCGGCCAACGACUUGUUGGCGACGUAGAAUUUGAGUCGGCCUCUCAAGUGGCUUCGUACAUCACGCCAGUUCCUGGCGGUGUUGGUCCCAUGACUGUUGCUAUGUUGCUGCAAAAUGUCAUCGAUGCUACUUCGAUGUACUUCGACCGACAAAAGAAGAGGCGUAUAGUCCCUCUUCCUCUUAACCUGCGAACUCCUGUCCCCUCAGAUAUUGAGGUUUCGAGAUCACAGCCACCGAAACCAGUUGCUCGAGUGGCGGAAGAGGUCGGCAUUGCGCAUCACGAGUUAGAGCCGUACGGCGCAUUUAAAGCCAAAGUCGAUCUUAGCUUGUUGAAGCGAUUAGAGCACCGUCGGGAUGGCCGUUAUGUAGUCGUUACUGGUAUUACUCCUACCCCGCUGGGCGAAGGAAAGUCUACCACAACGAUGGGUCUAGCACAGGCUCUGGGAGCACACUUAGGUCGGAUAACAUUCGCAAACGUUCGACAGCCCAGUCAAGGUCCUACGUUCGGCAUUAAGGGGGGUGCGGCUGGCGGUGGAUACAGUCAGGUUAUACCCAUGGACGAGUUCAAUCUUCACUUGACUGGAGAUAUACAUGCUAUUUCAGCAGCUAACAAUCUUCUCGCUGCUGCUAUUGAGACCCGUAUGUUCCACGAGAAUACGCAGAAAGAUGGGCCUCUUUACCGAAGACUGGUACCUGCAAAGAAUGGAAAGAGGGCCUUUGCACCCGUCAUGUUCCGGCGACUAAAGAAGCUAGGAAUUGAUAAGACUGAUCCUAAUGAACUUACUGAGGACGAGAUUCAUCGAUUCGCUAGAUUAGAUAUCGACCCAGAAACCAUCACCUGGCGCCGUGUGCUCGAUGUUAACGAUCGUCAUUUACGUGGCGUCACUGUCGGCGUGGCGCCGACUGAAAAGGGGCAGAGCCGAGAAACCGGAUUUGAUAUCUCCGUGGCUAGUGAGUGUAUGGCUAUUCUAGCCAUGAGCACAAGCCUUGCGGAUAUGCGAGAAAGACUAGGCAGAAUGGUCGUUGCCACGUCAAGGUCAGGAGAUCCAGUCACCUGCGAUGACAUCGGGGCUGGAGGUGCAUUGACAGCUCUCAUGAAGGAUGCUAUCAAGCCUAACUUGAUGCAGACAUUGGAGGGUACACCUGUCUUCGUUCAUGCUGGUCCCUUCGCCAACAUUAGCAUUGGAAACAGCUCCAUUCUUGCCGACAAAAUGGCACUCAAGUUGGCAGGUACCGAGCCUGACGAGGACCACAACGCCAAGGCCGGCUUUGCCGUAACUGAAGCUGGCUUUGACUUUACUAUGGGAGGUGAGCGUUUCUUCAACAUCAAAUGCCGUGCCUCGGGUCUGGUCCCAGAUGUCGUUGUUAUUGUCGCCACAGUCCGUGCUUUGAAGGUCCACGGCGGUGGUCCACCAAUCGCUCCUGGUGCACCUCUAAGCCCUGUAUACAAGGAAGAGAACGUCGAGAUCCUACGAAACGGUUGUGUGAACCUCAAGAAACACAUCGAAAACGCAAAGUCAUACGGCUGCCCGGUUGUCGUGGCUAUUAAUAAGUUUUCCACUGAUACCGAUGCUGAGAUUGCCGUCGUGCGGGAGGAAGCUAUCGCCGCCGGUGCUGAGGACGCCAUCUUGGCGAAUCACUGGGCCGAAGGUGGAAAGGGUGCUAUAGACCUUGCCAAGGGAGUAAUCGCCGCUUCUGAAAAGCCAAAGGAUUUCAAGCUACUGUAUGAUGUAAGCGAAGGUACCAUCCAACAGCGCAUGGAAGCUAUCUGCCAGAAAAUGUAUGGCGCCGCAGCUGUCGAGUUCAGCGAACUUGCACAAAAGAAGGUAGACACAUACACGAAACAGGGCUUCGGAAACCUCCCUAUCUGCAUUGCUAAGACGCAAUAUUCGCUUUCUCAUGACCCGGAUCUUAAGGGCGCGCCGACCGGCUUCACAGUCCCGAUUAGGGACGUGCGGAUGGCCGCAGGUGCAGGUUAUCUGUAUGCUCUUGCUGCAGAUAUACAGACAAUCCCAGGAUUGCCUACCGCUCCGGGAUACUUGAAUGUUGACGUCGAUACCGAGACGGGCGAAAUUGACGGUCUCUUCUAGAUUAACAGCAUCUGCGGAUAUUGUAUAGUCGUAUAUUAGAUGGAUAUAGAUACGUCUAGAUCUGUUAGACGUAUGGAAUCUAAAAUAGUCGGAUAGGAUGAGUUCAUGCAUUGCCUUCAACGGAUUCAACCAGGUUGGAGCAUUUUCGGUCAUGGGGAGUACACGGGAUAACGAUGAACCUGGCAGUAGGUCAGCACAUCGGUGUUUAUUAUAUACAUAAUAUCUUCAACAGCAAUGUAUACCAUAAGAUUAUAGGAGCUAGGACACAUGCUCUGAUAAAUUUUUGAUUUGAAAUUAUUAUUUAACAAUUCUACGAAUCUCUUUUUCCUUCCAA
Molecule: messenger RNA, 4235 nt
Organism: Annulohypoxylon truncatum
Lineage: Eukaryota; Fungi; Ascomycota; Sordariomycetes; Xylariales; Hypoxylaceae
Product: formate-tetrahydrofolate ligase
Exons: 5
Coding region: 698-3901 (1067 amino acids)
Biological process (GO): tetrahydrofolate interconversion
Cellular component (GO): cytosol
Molecular function (GO): ATP binding; methenyltetrahydrofolate cyclohydrolase activity; methylenetetrahydrofolate dehydrogenase (NADP+) activity
Source: RefSeq, a predicted model, not a curated record